This is a messenger RNA of Spinacia oleracea (spinach), 2560 nucleotides long. RefSeq names its product ankyrin repeat-containing protein ITN1. Lineage: Eukaryota; Viridiplantae; Streptophyta; Magnoliopsida; Caryophyllales; Amaranthaceae. Gene Ontology annotation, cellular component: plasma membrane. The coding region runs from base 578 to 2437 and encodes 619 amino acids. The transcript has 4 exons. Gene Ontology annotation, molecular function: protein binding. The record is from RefSeq and is a predicted model, not a curated record.
AUUUGGUAGGUAGGGUAUACGAAAGUAUUAUCAAUUUAGUGACUCAAACGUUAUAUUAUUAAGAAAAUGAAUGUGAUUAAGAAGAGAUGAUGGAGUAUUUUUGUCAUUUUUACCAUCAUUUCAACUCUAUUUGGUCUCUCCCAAAUGAGUGAACCUCCGAACUUAAACAUCAAAUGUCAUUUGAAUUUCUAAGGUUUUACCCACACGUUAGUGUUUUGUCUUGUAGGAUUACCAAUUGGACAAAUCAUCCUUUUUGGCGUACUCUUAGGACAAUCUUGUUAAAUUCCAAUAUUACCCUCACACCAAUAAUUAUCCUAAGCAACUUGUAUUAAAAAACACCAAAAUUAAUUAAAGCUCCUUUUAGUCAUCAGUUGGAUACUUGGAUCUUAUUCAUUUCGUGUUGUGUCAUUGUAUCAUGUAUCAUGUAUCAUGUGUAAUGUGUAUGUGUCCUCUUAAACUUCAGAAAGUCACAUAUUCUUGAUUACUUCAUCAUACCAUUCCUUUAUGUGAUCAAUACCCAAAUCACCAACUAAAACACUCACUCACUCACUCACCUUGAAAAACCAUACAAUAAGCAAUGGCGAUGACAGGAAACAGUAUGCAAGGAUAUCAAGUAGUCCACCAGCAGCCGCAAGCAAGCAACGACAUAAAAGGCAUGGAGCCUAAACUCUACUUUGCAGCAUUAAGCGGAUCCUUUCUAGACUUAACACGGUGUAUGCCAGAUUGGAACACACAAACAACCAUCACAGGUAACAAUGUUCUACACGUUCACGUUGGGAAAUCACUCUACGGCCACGGCCACAAAGCAGCUAAAGAUCAGAAAGUGGCUAGGGUGAUCAAUAUCAAGCUUAUCAAAGAAGUCCUUGAUUAUGAUAGUUCGUUGCUAUGGAAGGAGAAUAAUAACGGAAAUACCCCUCUGCAUCUUGCUGCUAGAUUCGGGUUAUCAGAUGUGGUUCAAGUCUUCCUGGAACGAGCUUAUAGUGAGGUUAGUUUCCUGGUUAGGAUGACUAAUAAUAAGAAGGAUACAGCCUUGCACGAGGCUGCACGUGUAGGUCAUGUUGAUGUGGUGAGACGGCUAGUGAAGGCGCAUUUUUGUUGUCCGAAUGAGGCUAAUGAGGUGGGUGAGACUCCCCUUUAUCUUGCUGCUGAGAGGGGAUCUACUGAGUCGGUAGCUAUUAUUAUAGACACUUGCGAUCAUGCAGCUCUUGCUUAUCGAGGUCCUAGUGGUAGAACAGCUCUUCAUGCUGCUGUUCAGUGGGGAAAUUCAGUGAUGGUAAAGAAGUUGUUGGAAAAAGAUCCGUCGUUAAUCAGGGUCCGGGACAACGAGGGGCAGACACCACUUCAUUCAGCAGCUGCAGAGGUGAGCAAACUCGAACUUUUGAAGGUGUUGUUAGAUUACGACAAGAAAGGAUCAUCAGCAGUAUAUAUUCCAGAUAAUAAGGGAAGAACAGCAUUGCAUAUUGCAAUGCUCCGGCUUUCUUGGGGAGCAAUGAAGGCGCUCAUGGCUUACUGUCCAGACUGUAUCGAAAUAGUUGACAAUGAUGAGCAGAAUGUUGUUCAUUAUGCUGCCAAAUGGAAUUGUUUAACCAAAAUUGAUACUUUCCUGGGGUUAGGACACUUUGAUGAGCUUCUUAAUCAGAAGGAUGUAGAUGGGAAUACUCCUCUCCAUUUGAUUGUUGACUCUAUUCCCAAAAAUUUCACUCAUCCGUGUUUACUUAAAGUCGGAAAUUUCAUUGUUAAUCAUACCGUGUUGGACCUCAAAGUGUUCAACAAACAAGACCUUACGGUUGGGGAUAUCUUGGCUUCUUAUGACCGUAUCAUUCGUCGAGAAAGUAUAUUACAAGGACUAACGGGUAAAGUAGCACCAAGAGGUAGGAGAAUCAACACAUAUGAAACAGAUCUAGAUGUUGAGAAAGCAAGGGGUGAUGAUCUAGGAGAAGGGACAAACGUAGUGACACUGAAAGAAGCAGCACAAAGUCGUUUAGUAGUUGCUGCCUUGAUAGCAACAGUAUCAUUCACAGCCGGGUUUACCUUACCCGGUGGGUUUGAUCAAAACAUAGGUGACGACAUGGGGAUGGCCGUGCUUAAGGGCAGGACAGCCUUCAAGAUAUGUUUAAUCUCCAACGCGGUAGCCUUCAUGUCAUCAACUAUAGCCAUACUACUUUACUUUGUUCUUGUAACAACAGGUUCGACUUGGUUCAUACGAGUUCUUUCGUCUCACGGUCUAAUAUUGAACACGUUCUCAUUGGGUGCACUCAUGGUAGCAUUCACCACAGGAGUGUCGGUCGUGGUAUCUGCCAACCUCGCCCUCGUGAUCGUGUUAUGGGUGUUCUCUACAUUUUUCUUUGUGUAUUAUGUAAUAUUAAUCCUCCAAACGUUCGGGAUUUCGCUGUUUUAUGCCAGGAGGUGUAGCCUCAGGCGUGCUACUGCUGGCUGAUCUAUGCCAUGAUAUCAUAUAUAGUUGGCCUGUCAAAUGUAACAACUACUAGCUCCAUCCAUCACAUUAUGUUCUUACUAUGAAAUGAUUGAAUUCAUGAUCUUGAUUAAUUAUGACCUUUGA